AUGGACUGUUCAGUUUGUACAAGGAAUAUUCAUCCAACAAUUGAAGAUUGCUAUAGAAAACAAGUUGAAAUUGAUGGACAACAAUGUAUUCUUGAGAUUCUUGAUACAGCAGGAACGGAACAAUUUACAGCAAUGCGCGAUCUGUACAUGAAAAAUGGUCAAGGUUUUAUUUUGGUCUACUCUAUAACGUCUCAAGCAACGUACAAUGAUCUGAUGGAUUUGAAAGAUCAAAUUAUUCGAGUGAAAGAUACAGGAGCGGAUAUUCCAAUGGUCCUUGUCGGCAACAAAAAUGACUUAGAAGAUGAGCGUGUGGUAGGAAAACAGAAUGGAGAAGCAUUGGCUCGAAGUUGGGGAUGUACGUUUUUAGAAGCAUCGGCAAAAUUACAAGUAAACGUUAAUGAGAUAUUUUUUGAUUUAAUACGUCAGAUAAACAGAAAAACUCCUCGUACACGUCCAGUAAGACCGGCAACAAACCAAAAUAACAAUAAUCAUGCGCCAGUGCAAGUUGAACAACCUUAUUCCGGACAUAAUUCUGGAAAAGAUUGUUGUAUUUUAUUAUAA
This is a messenger RNA of Didymodactylos carnosus, 561 nucleotides long. The record is from the annotation of a GenBank genome assembly. NCBI's taxonomy places the organism in Eukaryota, Metazoa, Rotifera, Eurotatoria, Philodinida, Philodinidae.